Messenger RNA from Spinacia oleracea (spinach), 2520 nucleotides. RefSeq lists its product as uncharacterized. The record is from RefSeq and is a predicted model, not a curated record. The coding region runs from base 1 to 2520 and encodes 839 amino acids. Lineage: Eukaryota; Viridiplantae; Streptophyta; Magnoliopsida; Caryophyllales; Amaranthaceae. The transcript is spliced from 4 exons. Gene Ontology annotation, molecular function: catalytic activity.
AUGAAAAUCUGCAUGUGGAAUGUAAGGGGGGAAAACAGGAACUUGUUUUUAUCGCAUGCAAAAGAAAUUGUUUUUAAUCAAAAUCCUGAUAUUUUCAUUUUUCUUGAAACGAAAGCUGAUGGCUCUAGGGCUAGAGAAACAAUGCUGGCUCUUAAAUUUUCAGAUUUUAGGGUGGUUAGACCAAUUGGGACUAGAGGGGGUAUUUGGAUGUUUUGGAAAAAAACUGUUGAUAUGGUGCUUUUUGAUGCUGAAAACACUUAUUUCCAUUCCCUCUUUCACUUUAAAAAUUUGGGAAAAGAAGGUUUAGUUACUGCUAUGCAUGCCCCUAGUUCUUCCAAGGAGAAACACCAUCACUGGAAUUCGAUCCGUUCAAAUUUGCCACCAAAGAAUAUACCCUGGCUUGUUUUGGGAGAUAUGAAUGAAAUUACUAGCCAGUCUGAGAAAAUGGGAGGUCGUCCUUUUCGUGUGAAUCAAGGAAAAGAUAUGUUGAAUUUUAUGGAUGAAGCUGGGCUGGUGGAUUUGGGUUUUAAUGGUUCUCCAUUCACUUGGACUAAUGCACGAGAUGGCCACAACCUCAUUCAAGAGAGACUUGAUCGUGCCUUAGCUAAUUCGCCAUGGAUGGAGGCUUAUCCCCACACUAAGGGAAGAGAAGCAUUUCUAAGGUCUAUUUCUGUUUGGAAUCAUAAUGUUUUUGGCAACUUAAAAAAACAAAAAAAAGAAUUGUUAGCUAGAAUAGAUGGAAUUCAAAUUGCUUUAGGUAAAAAGUAUUAUGAUUAUUUGGUAAAUUUAGAAAAGAUUUUACUUCAGAGGCUUAAUGAUAUCUUAAAUAAAGAACGAUUGAUUUGGGCUCAAAAGUCAGGCAUGAAUUGGAGAAAAUAUGGUGACUAUAAUACCAAAUACUUUCACAUGAUUGCUAAUAUUAAGAAAUCAAGAGGGAAAAUUCUAACCUUAAAAAAUAAUGAGGAUGUGUGGAUUACAGACGAAGAUCAACUUAAAACUAUGGCUACUGAUUAUUUUCAAAAUCUUUUUACUACUACUAAAUUGAGUGGUAAUUUAUUUUGUCAUACUCAUAGCAAUUUUUCAAUUAAUCAUGAGGAAAACAAUGCUUUAGGUUCUAUAAUUACUAUGGAUGAGGUUCAUAGCAAUCUUUUUGCUAUGGACCCGAUUAAAAGUCCGGGUCCAGACGGAAUUCAACCUAUUUUCUUUCAGAAACAUUGGGCCAAAUUAGGUCACAUUAUCUAUGAUUUUUGCAAUUCUUGCUUUUGCAAUGGAAAAAUCCCCGAAGAUAUUAAUCGCUCUUAUAUUGCCCUUAUUCCAAAAAAUGCUUGCCCUUCUACUAUUGCUGAAUUUAGGCCCAUUGGUUUAUGCAAUACUAUUUAUAAACUUAUCACCAAGAUUAUAUCUUCGAGAUUAAAAACUAUUCUAGGUCGUAUUAUCAGUCCGUUCCAAUCUAGUUUUAUUCAUGGUCGUGGUAUAGAAGAUAAUGUGAUCCUCGUGAAAGAAAUGGCUCAUCAUUUCCAUAAGAAAUCUGUAAUAAUUAAGCCUUCUAGGGGAAUUCGUCAGGGAGAUCCUCUCUCUUCUUACAUUUUUGUAUUAUGUCUUGAUAGAUUAUCUACUCUCAUCGAGAAUGCGGUUCAUUCUAACAACUGGAAACCUAUUGCUAUCACUAAAACUAUCAGGAUCUCUCAUGUUUUUUAUGCUGAUGAUGUAUUCCUUUUUAGCAUUGCCACUAAGGACUAUUUAGAUCAGAUUAUGAAUACAUUGAAUGAAUUUGGUCAAAUUUCUGGAUUAAAAAUUAGUAUGAGUAAGUCCACUCUUAUUUUUCCGGCUAAUCUUCACCACUCUAUAAGAGAGGACAUUGCAGGAGAUUAUGGUUUUAAAAUUUCUUCUUCGUUUGGGAAAUACUUAGGGGUGGACAUUAGGCCUAACAAGUUGAAAAUUUCAAACUAUCUAGCUCUCUUGGAUAAAUCUAUGGAAAGAGUGAGAGGUUGGCAAGCAAAAUUACUAAAUAUGGCAGGUAGAUGUACCCUUAUUAAGUCAGUGUUAAAUUCAUAUCCUCUUUAUGACAUGCAAACUAAUAUUUUACCUACUUCCAUUACCUCUGCUCUGGAUAAAUGUUGUAGGAAAUUUUUAUGGAACAAGGUAGAUAGAAACAGAUAUAUGGCUAGGCUUUCUUGGGAAAAAGUUACCAGACCUAUCAAUAUGGGAGGUCUGGGAAUUAGAAGAUUAAAAGAAUGGAACUUGGCUUUCAUGGCCAAAUUGGGUUGGACGAUCUUAACUAAUUCAGAUAAACUAUGGGUCAAAAUUUUAAAAGAAAAAUAUCUUAAACACUCCAAUUUCUUAAACUGUUUUGCUAAUAAUUCUCAUUCUCCUUUAUGGAGGGAUAUUCUCAAAGGUCGUUCCAUUCUUGAGCAAGGAAUCAUGAUAGGAAUUGGAAAUGGAAAUUCAACUUUUUUAUGGUAUCACCAUUGGGUGGGUGAUCAACCCUUGUAUAAAACUGAGGAACAAAGUGGUUUUUGA